This is a messenger RNA of Choloepus didactylus (southern two-toed sloth), 2420 nucleotides long. RefSeq names its product lymphocyte expansion molecule (gene CIMAP2). Bases 67 to 1272 code for a protein of 401 amino acids. The transcript is spliced from 10 exons. The record is from RefSeq and is a predicted model, not a curated record. Lineage: Eukaryota; Metazoa; Chordata; Mammalia; Pilosa; Megalonychidae.
CGUCCCGCGACGGGGAGAGGAGGCGGCGCUCCCUCGGGCCUUCGCUGCGGCGGGCGGGCCGGCGCCAUGGCCACCAAGUGGUUCAGCGGGGCGCCCUUCGGGGUGCAGAGCGCCAGGUUUGACGUCUCCGCUGUUUAUCCCAACCGGAAGAAAUUCAGCACCUUCACGGAGGCCCCAUACUCCAGGCAUUUUUCCACCGAAGUGUCCCACAUAGGACCUGGGACCUACAGCUCCAAGGAGACCUGCUUCAGCAAGAAGAAGCUGAAGAAGGAGGCUAGCACAGGCUGGGCCAAGGCCCAGGAAGCCACCCGGCUGACCCAGCUGCCCCAUUUCCAGUACCAGGCCAUCAUGAGAGAGAAGCGGCUGCAGCAGGAGGAAAGUCUGGGGCCCGGCUCCUACAACUUCAAGGACUUCUUGGAACAGCUGCAGCAGAAACCAUGUAGCACCCGCGGGCUGCUCAGUUCUGGGGAGAUUCGCUUCCGAGGACUCAUCGGAAACUUCUAUCCAGGCCCUGGAAAUUAUGGGGAGAAGGGCAACCCCUACACGAAGCUGGAGGAGAAUGCAUGGAACCGGUCCCACUCCGAGGGCCUCAUGGGCAGGAUGACCAACAAGCCGCCCCCCUUGGCUCAUCAGGGGAGCGGUCUGGCACCAGGGACCUACCACUUGAAAAGUGGCAUCGAGACAUUCCUGGCCCAUUCAGUCGGAACCCGUGGCCCCUAUGACAUUUUCUCAGGCGACCGAAGCAAGCCCAAGCCUUACGGACAUUACCUUGUGCAGAAAAAAAAGCCCAGGGAACUAAUGAAUUUCAAGAGCUUCGUGGAGGAACUUAACUCACGUCACAAUAAGAAGCGUGGGGUUUUCUUGAAACUGUCCCGCAACCCGAAAACCCCUUCAGAGAGGAUUUACUGGACCACCCUCAGCCAGUGUCCCCGGAAGCUGGCCACGUCUGGUCCUGGUACAUGGCUUCCGCCAGAGAAGGAGUGUAAAAGUGUCAACCAGCCACCGUUCCUGUUGGCCUCCAAGCGGGCAGGCAUAAAGGCCUACCAGAUGAUUUUGGGAAACUGGAACCCCGUGGGUGUGGGCCGCUACUUCAACACCGGGCUGAAGGAGACAAAGGACAGUCGUCAGCGAUACCGGUCCCUGUACCUGGGCAGAACCAAGCGUUACCUCUCAGACCCAGUCCAGGAUGCAAUCUUGCAGGAAAGGAUCACACCUUUUACUAAAGGGAAGUGUGUUUCAACUGUGGAUUACAAUUCAGAUCCUACUCCAUAAAGCUGUAUGUGAAGAACGGCCUGCCGUGAGCAGAGGACCAAAGAUCUAAAGACAUAUCUGGGGGUGGGAGUGGAGAUUCUUGGAGAAAGGAGACACGAGAAUGCCUUCAAGAGGGGAGAGAUGUGGCAGGAUCACCCUUGCUGGAGCCAUCUACCUGCUGGUCACAAUGUCUGCUGGGACAUCUGGAGCAAGAUAUCUUUUGAUACAAGAGAUCAGUUAUCCUGAAAAUUCAAAUUGGCCAGUGACAUUAACCUGGGAGUCUGAUAUCAGAUGAACUGAAGGAGUGGAAUGUGGUCAACACUCUUGGAACUCCUUUUAUUCAAAAGCCAGAGCUCUUGACUCCCUGUUCAUUAAAGUCUGAAAAGAGGUGGGAGAGCAUGGCAUAUCUUGUGUGACAGCUCUGGGCCCUCUCCAGGGUGCUCCAUCUCCAUCCCAGGAUGAUUCUGGAAGCAGGGUGGGCCCUCAUGCUAUGAGGAGGCUGCUGACCUCCAAGCAGUGUCCUACCACUGGGGACAAUUGCUCCACCCCCAGAGUCAGGUAGGUCUGUGUGUGGGAGGGGGCAGGCCAUGAUGUCCUGAGCUUCUUCAUUCAUUGUUUGUCCAUGAGAGAUUGGGUAGGAUGAGGGGAGUGGGUUGUGCACCCCAGAAUCAUGUUUUUAAAUUUAAUCCAUUCCUGGGGGUGUGGACCCUUUGUAAGGAGGAUUUCUGGGUGAGCAGGAGCUCAAGUUAAGAUGUGACCCACCUCAUUCAGGAUGGGUCUUAAUCCUCUUACUGGAGUCCUUUAUAAGAGGAUGAAAUUCAGAGAUAGUAAACAGAGAAAAAGACACAGAAGCUGAGAAAGAAAGUCACAUAUGUGGAGCGGCCAGAAGCUGAAAGCAAAGAAACCCAAGAGAGAAGGGAGAGACCAGGAGAUGCCAUCACGUGUCUGGCCAUGACAGAGGAGUCCAGGAUCACCGGUGGCCAGUCUUCAGGAGACAGCAUUGUCUGUUGAUACCUUGAUUUGGACAUUUGCAUGGCCUCAGAAGUGAAGCUUGUAAAUUAAUAAAUUCCCAUUGUAAAAACCAACUCAUAUCUGGUAUAUUGCAUUUUGGUAGCUGAGCUGACUAAAACAGGGGAGUAGACUGGGACACCUCAGCCUCAGACACAAAA